AAGUUCCGAACCCUUUGAGCUUCUCGUCUUUGACAGAAAUAUCUCUCUCUCUCUCACACACACACACGCUGCAGUGCAAUCAAAUGGAAGACAUUGAAGAUUUACUUGCGGGUGCCGGCGCCGGAGUGCCUCCAGGGUUCCGGUUACCGGUUCCGGCGGCCGUUGGAGUCAAUCCAAAACAAAGGAAAAAGAAUGGUGUAACGAAUAAGCUAACAGUAGUGCAAGACUCACCUGCACCCAAAAUACCUGGCACUCAGACUAUUUACAUCAAGACUUUUGGAUGUUCUCAUAAUCAGAGUGAUUCCGAGUAUAUGGCCGGUCAGCUUUCAGCUUUUGGUUAUGCUCUGAGUGAUAACCCUGAUGAGGCAGACCUGUGGAUGAUAAAUACCUGCACAGUCAAAUCUCCUAGUCAAUCUGCCAUGGAUACUCUUAUAAGUAAAGGCAGAAGUGCGAAAAAGCCAUUGGUCGUAGCAGGUUGUGUCCCUCAAGGAAGCCGUAACCUGAAAGAGCUAGAAGGAGUUAGUAUAGUAGGAGUUCAGCAGAUUGACCGUGUGGUUGAAGUUGUGGAAGAGACUUUGAAAGGUCAUGAAGUUCGGCUUCUAACCCGGAAGACAUUACCAGCACUUGAUCUUCCAAAGGUCCGAAAGAACAAGUUUGUUGAGAUUCUUCCAAUAAAUGUUGGUUGUUUAGGUGCUUGUACGUAUUGCAAGACGAAGCAUGCCCGUGGUCAUUUAGGAAGUUACACAGUUGACAGCCUUGUGGGCCGAGUCAAAAAUGUCAUUGCUGAUGGAGUGAGAGAGAUCUGGCUGAGUAGUGAAGACACUGGAGCUUAUGGUCGCGACAUUGGAGUUAAUCUUCCUAUUCUAUUGAACGCUAUAGUUGCAGAGCUUCCUUUGGAUGGAAGUACAAUGCUCCGAAUUGGGAUGACCAAUCCUCCUUAUAUUCUCGAGCACCUGAAGGAGAUAGCUGAUGUCUUACGUCAUCCAUGUGUGUACACUUUUCUUCAUGUGCCAGUUCAGUCGGGUAGUGAUUCAGUCUUGAGUGCAAUGAAUCGUGAAUACACUGUGGGUGAGUUCAGGAAGGUGGUGGAUACAUUGAUGGAACUGGUCCCUGGGAUGCAGAUUGCGACGGAUAUUAUUUGUGGAUUUCCUGGUGAAACCGAUGAAGAUUUUGCUCAAACCGUUGACCUUAUUAAGGACUACAAGUUAGCUCAAGUUCAUAUAUCACAGUUCUACCCUAGGCCUGGCACUCCUGCUGCAAGAAUGAAGAAGGUCCCUAGUAAUGUGGUGAAGCAACGAAGCCGUGAGUUAACCACAGUAUUUGAGUCCUUUACUCCAUAUACUGGAAUGGAAGGCAAAGUAGAGAGGAUAUGGAUUACUGACAUAGCUUCAGAUGGAAUUCAUUUGGUGGGUCACACUAAGGGAUACAUUCAGGUGCUGGUGAUUGGUCCAGAAAGCAUGCUGGGUGCCUCAGCUAUGGUGAACAUAACAUCCAUAGGUAGAUGGUCAGUCUUCGGAGAAGUGAUCGAGAUCCUCAGCCAAAUUAAUAAGGAAGUUGGUUCACAUAAGAGAGUUGAUGAGAAGUGCUCCCCAUGCGCCAAUUCAGAAGAAGCUUGCGCCUGUUCAAAAGAGCAAGAACCCGGUUCUUCUUGUGGAACAACUAGUUGCUGCAGUCAAAGUCCAAUGCAGGAAACAACAGCACUGCUGAAGAAUGAACCGGAGCAAGAUGAUCAAGGUAGCAGAAACUUAAUUGGAUGGUUUCUAAGGAAUCGUAAGAAUCAUUCUUCCGAAAAGAUGGACUUUGCCGGGUCAGAGUCCAAGGAGAAGAAGCAAAUACAGGAUUUAGGUCACCAGAGCGCUUGGGGUCCUGUUGAUAUAGCUCUUCUUAGUGGAAUAUUAUUGAGCUUGUUCACAAUAGUAGCUCUAUUUUUUAAUCUUGGAUCUAGGAGUUUGACAUCUAAGUAAAUCAGUUUUGUCUCCUUUAUUUUCGCCAUUACACAGAGAGGCCAAAUGCGCUUAAUCGUCCAAGAGUUUGACAUUGUGGUUUGUCGUAUGAACGACUAAUAUGAUGGCUUUUGUGUGCUAUAUACACUUUGCUAUAGUAAUAGUAAUUUCUCUGUGCUGUUUUUUUCU
Messenger RNA from Nicotiana attenuata, 2132 nucleotides. RefSeq names its product threonylcarbamoyladenosine tRNA methylthiotransferase. Gene Ontology annotation, cellular component: endoplasmic reticulum. NCBI's taxonomy places the organism in Eukaryota, Viridiplantae, Streptophyta, Magnoliopsida, Solanales, Solanaceae. The record is from RefSeq and is a predicted model, not a curated record. Gene Ontology annotation, molecular function: 4 iron, 4 sulfur cluster binding; tRNA (N(6)-L-threonylcarbamoyladenosine(37)-C(2))-methylthiotransferase activity. The coding region runs from base 84 to 1964 and encodes 626 amino acids. Gene Ontology annotation, biological process: tRNA methylthiolation. The transcript is spliced from 11 exons.